AUGGAAAUAUUUGAUGAGUCAAUAAGAAAAGGGCCCCAAAAAAUUAUGGAAAGGUUUGUUGUUGUUGGCAUGCUAUGUGCUCAUGUUGUGGUAGCUUUAGGGCCUGCUAUUGUUGAGACCCUUAAGAUGUUAGAGGGUGACGAUUUAGAUCGCAAGGAUGGUGGCCGUGGAGAGGGCUACGGCUGGUGCGGUGGUGAUUUGGGUGAGAUAGAGGACUGGUGGUUAGGACGUGGUGGAGUUGAGGAGAGGCUAGCGAAGACAGAGGGGCACUUGGCCUCAAUGGCGGAGGCAUGGGCGGAUGCGACGAUGAGGGGAGAAGGGGAAAGAGCGUGGCGACGAUUGUACUGCGUAGAUCUAGGGUCGUGCGAUGAUGGUCACGGUGAUGGGUGCUGGUUAGUGGUGGUCGGUGCAGGGAGUUGGGAUGCUUGGUGUAUGUGA
Molecule: messenger RNA, 438 nt
Organism: Sphenostylis stenocarpa
Lineage: Eukaryota; Viridiplantae; Streptophyta; Magnoliopsida; Fabales; Fabaceae
Source: the annotation of a GenBank genome assembly